Messenger RNA from Aspergillus saccharolyticus JOP 1030-1, 1380 nucleotides. RefSeq names its product questin oxidase family protein. Bases 1 to 1380 code for a protein of 459 amino acids. NCBI's taxonomy places the organism in Eukaryota, Fungi, Ascomycota, Eurotiomycetes, Eurotiales, Aspergillaceae. The record is from RefSeq and is a predicted model, not a curated record. The transcript has 5 exons. Gene Ontology annotation, molecular function: oxidoreductase activity.
AUGGCUGCUACUGCUACUGCCCGGAGUGUUCAUCUCGUUCCUGGGGAGCACACUGGGAUCUUCUCCGUUCCUGCUGCUGCUGCUGCUGCUGCUGCAGACUCGAAGACUGCAUCAGUGGGGAUCACGGAGGCCUCGGCGCGCAUGGCGAGUGAGGUCUUGCAGGAGGAUCUGGAGAAGCACCAUGUUAUCUUUAACGAGUCUGGGUUUCAUAAUCACAUCGUCCAUCAUAUCUUGAGCAUGUACGCCCUCGGUGCGUCGGCGGAUGAGAUCCGCGCGGCCUACGAGCGGGAUAAAGCCUACCAACGCAAGGCAAUCCCCGUCGACGAGGCGGUCGUGGCCUCGCUCUCGGAUCCCAGCCGGUUCUUGGAGUUGUUGGGCAAGGGGAAGCAGUACUCCAAUUUCCUGAGUUUCUUCCAGCGGGAGAUUGAGCAGGUAGGGGUGGAGGGGGUGCUGAAGGAGUAUCUGUUCAAGAAUGGAGAUGAUCAAGUAGCCAAGGAGAUGUUGGGGCGGUUGUUUGGGGGCCUCGUUCAUCCUUUUAUUCAUUUCGGGUUCGGAAUUGAGUUUGAACAACCGGCGAUUGUCGCCGAGGCGUUGGCCCAGACCGCCGUGCAUGAGGACUGGACGGGCCCCCGGUUCUUCUGGCCGGCCGAGGAGCGCGCGGGCGGGGUGGGUCACCGUGGGGAGAAGAGUAUGUUGGAGAUUCUAGAGGAGAUGCGCCGGGACGAGAAGCUGGCGCGGUCGGCCCACUGGGAGGAUGGGAAUAAGAUGCGCGAUGGCGUGUUGGCCCGCGCGGGAGAGGAGAUGCUCAAGUAUGCGGCCGAGUAUACGGUCUCGGCUGAACAAUUGGAGGAGAAGGUCGCGGAGAUGAUCAAUACGGUCGUGUACUAUACUAGCGCCGCCCAACGCCCCUCCAAGCAGAUCAAGUUCGAUUUCUUCUUCCUCCACAGCCUCAAUUCGUCCAUCUUCUUCUCCAAGAUCAUCGCCCUUCCUUUCCUGGAUACCAGAACCAAGCUGCGUCUGCUGGAAUGGAAGGGCCGGCUGGACCUUAUGCUCUACAUCUCGCGCGGCACGCCGGACCUCUACCUCGACGAGCUCCGGACCUACCCAACCGCACAUAGCUGGGAAGAGAUCUUCGCCUACUGCACCCAGCAGGUGGAAGAUGACGGCCACCUGGUGAAGCUGGUCCGUGCUCUAGCGAACGGGGAACGGGCGUGUCGUCCGUUCGAGAAUCAGCACAAGUGGCCGAUCACCGGGGAUAUGUGGCUGCGGAUUGCCAAUAUGGCCAUGGACUCAACGUCCAACCUCGAUCAAGCCAUGUGGGUCCGAUCCACCGGGUUUGACCAAGCCUGGCGCGAGUUCGAGGGACGAACCAAGCUAUAG